UAGCCACAAACAUGGCGGCGAUCUGCAGCCACAUCUCUCCAUAUUUCCUCUAACGUUCAACAAACCAACUCAAAUUAGAGCACCAUACGAAACAAACCAUGUCGGACCCGGAGCCGGGUAAAGGAAAUGCUACUCCAGUGAACCAGUACAGGACCCCAGGACUGAGGGGCGCCAAGACCACCACUCUGUUCCGAGCAGUCAAUCCCGAGCUCUUCAUCAAACCCAAUAAAACUGUGAUGGGGUUUGGUCUGCUCAGCAUCACCCUGUGUGUGUGUUACCUGGGCUACAUGCAUGCCACUCAGGAGAACCAACAGCAGCUCUAUGAGGCCAUCGACAGUGAGGGGGAGCGCUACAUGAGGAGGAAGACUUCAAAAUGGGACUGAAUAGUUAUAGUUCUGAAUAAAUGUCUUAACCAGAUGAAAGGGAAAAUCAAGUGACUGUCCACCACCACAGCUAUCUG
Molecule: messenger RNA, 460 nt
Organism: Periophthalmus magnuspinnatus
Lineage: Eukaryota; Metazoa; Chordata; Actinopteri; Gobiiformes; Gobiidae
Gene: smim8
Product: small integral membrane protein 8
Exons: 2
Coding region: 99-383 (94 amino acids)
Source: RefSeq, a predicted model, not a curated record